AGCCACUGGCCACUGAUCAGCACACUUUGUCGGGGUUUGUGUCUCCAUGCAAGACUGCUGAAAAGGAGCUUAGACUUUCACAUUUUCUUUUAAUCGCAAGGCAAGCAAAAGCCUAAAAAACAAACCCAUCCACGGCUACAAAAGCACAAGUAGUGAAGAAAAAAAGCAUUUAAAUAUUUUUCUACACUCAUCACUGUCUCACAGCUCCCUGCACAAUGUCUGGAGAGGACGCACCUGCCGAGCAGCAAAACGCCGUGGAUCAGAAGCAGGAGACCAAACCCGCCGAGGAGCCCAAAGCCGAGGAGCCCAAGACGGAGCCUGCACCCGCAGCUGCUGAGGCGUCCCCCGCGGCGACCACCGAGAAGGUCCCCGAAGAGGACACGUUCACCUACCGCGCGCUGGUGCUCACCGGUUAUGGGGGCUAUGAUAAAGUGAAGCUCCAGGUGAAGAAGGGAAAGCCGGUGCUCAAAGCUGGCGAGGUCCUGGUUCGGGUCAAGGCUUGCGGGCUGAACUUCGCAGACCUGAUGGCCCGGCAGGGGCUUUACGACCGGCUGCCAUCCCCGCCGGUCACCCCGGGAAUGGAGUGCUCCGGGGUGGUGGAAGCUGUAGGGGAAGAAGUCACGGACAGAAAAGUUGGUGAUAAGGUGAUGGCUCUGAACCGCUUCGGGCUGUGGCAGGAGGUGGCGGUGGUGCCAGCAACCCACACCUUCCUCAUCCCAGAGGGCAUGAGCUUCGAGGAGGCAGCAGCCCUGCCUGUGAACUACAUCACCGCCUAUAUGAUGCUGUUUGACUUUGGCAACCUGCGGCCCAACCAGAGCGUCCUCGUUCAUGCUGCUGCAGGUGGUGUGGGUAUUGCAGCCACACAGCUGUGCAACACAGUGAAGGACGUGACUGUGUUCGGCACGGCCUCCGCCAGCAAGCACGAGACAAUCAGCCAGGGUGGAGUCACACAUCCCAUCGACUAUCGCACCAAGGACUAUGUGGAGGAAGUCCGCAAGAUCAGUCCGAAAGGGCUGGACAUCAUACUGGACCCUCUCGGAGGAUCAGACACCCAUAAGGCCUACAACCUGCUGAAGCCUAUGGGGAAACUCAUCACCUAUGGUGCGGCUAACAUGCUAGCGGGCCAAAAGAAGAACCUGAUUGCCGUGGCCAAGAACUGGUACCAUCAGUUCUCCAUCCACACGCUCAGCCUGAUCCAGGGGAACAAGUCUGUGUGCGGCUUCCACCUGGGCUACCUGGACGGAGAGACGGAGCUCAUCACCCAGGUCAUGAACACCAUCCUGGAUCUCUACAAGCAGGGCAAGGUCAAGCCCCACAUCGACUCCACUUGGCACCUCGAGCAGGUGGGCGAUGCCAUGAGAAAGAUGCAGGAGAGGAACAACAUCGGCAAAGUGAUCCUCACCACAGAGCCCAUGCCUGAGGAGGAGAAAAAGGAGGAGCCCAAGAAGGAGGACAAGAAAGAGGACAAGAAGAAGGACGACAAGAAGAAGGACGACAAGAAGAAGGACGAUGGCAAGAAGGAGGAGAAGAAGGACGACAAGAAGAAAGAGGAGCCCAAGAAGGAGGAGAAGAAGGAAGAGGAGAAGAAGGAAGAGCCCAGCAAGGAGGAGAAGUGAGAGGGAGGGAUGGAGAGUCAAGCAGACCAGCUGGGAGUGUGUGUCCUGGGAGCAGGGGGUGGGGUUGGGGGGAGGAGGGAGAUGGAUGGGGUGGGAGGGUAAGGGCGUAGUGUAAGCGAAGAUUAGAAGGCGUUAGAAGGGUAGAUUAUUACAAAAUGAUCACUCCACUAUCAAUCGUAUAUCUCUUCCAGCCCCUGCCCCCACCUCACUACAAUGGCAGUUAUUACUCAGGCCUGGCUCCCCCCGCCCCCCUCCCUUCCCGUUUUCUUGCCUUUAUCUAUAGAAAAUCAUAUAAAAAGUCCAAUCACUUGUAACACCUUGUAAGCGUGUUACCUUGUCAAAUUGAGAUGUCAAAAGUAACACUCAAAAGAUGUCUCCUGUUGGGACAGACAAAGACAAGAGAGCUGUGGAGGAUUGUGGGUAUGUUCCAGGCCUGGGGCGUAUUACUGUUUCCUUGACGACUGUAAUCAAUGCUCGCACUUCGGCCCCGCCCUCGACCCCCCCAAAUCCCCUCCGCACCUCAACUCCCACUGUGCUAAAUUGUUCUGCUCUGACUUCCACCUGCCACCUCAUCUCUUCCCCCUCUCUGUGCCGAGUCCUCCCCCACCUCCCACAGCACCCCCCACCGUCCACCCCCUCCCCCGACCCAUCCACGGGCCGGACCCGCAGACAGGCAGAGAAUGGGAGAACCACACCCACCCACACGUCGCUCCCUUAGUGUCCAGCGCUUAGUUAUGUCACGGAGGAUGAGUCAGCGAUGCCUGUGAUUGGCUGAUGCAUCCCGGCUCCCCUGCAGAUAUUUGCAUCAUGGUUUCGAUCGUGAUUUUUGAUUGCUUGAACAAUAGUGUUAUUGUUGCAAGGCCUUUAAUUGGUUAUCGUUCUUGAAUUUCCCCACAAGUAUUUUCCUAUGUAUAUCGCUUUAGCUUUGAUAUAUCUUUAUCUGUGGAGAGGGAGAAAGCUCAGUAACGCAUGCGUUCCCACCACAUUUCAGUGAAGUUUAAUAUAGUGUCUGCAGUUUUGUACUUGCCUGAAUAUGAAUUCCCCUCAUAAUGAGCCUCUGUGUGCAGUGUUGAAUAGGGAGGCAGAAAAUCAUUGCUCAGCUUCCUUCUCCUUAGUUACAGAUUUUUCUAGCUGACCAACUGUUGGCAAGAAGUGCGCAGUGCCAAUUAAGAGAGAAUUUGUUUCUGCUCAAACAAGCCACAAAUACACACACAGGCAUACACACUGAAUGGGAUGAAAAGAGGCACUGUCAUGCUGAGACAGUGAAGCUUUCAAAAUGAGCAAGUUAAGAAGGUGAAUAUCAGUCCUUUUUUCCUCGGGAUCGGGCUCUCUUCCUCCCUGAUCCUCCUCGAGGCAUUCCAUGGCAUUCUGCUCCUUUCACAGCGACCGCUCGCUUGUCGAUCACCCUGACCUGAGAGAGGAGAAUUCAAUUCAAGCUGGCGUCCAUACUUCGCCUCCCCUGCUUGUCUCUACUCUCUCGCCCUCCUCUUUCCAUUUCCCUCUCUAUGGUCGGCAUAGCAACAGGCGUCAGACUCGUAAGAGAAGGCACUGUGGUCGGUUUCUAUCUGACUCCCUCUCCCUGUGUCUCUCUUUUCUGCCUCCCUAACUCUAUAUUCGACCAGUAUUCCAAAAAAGAUGAACGUAUGGGGCAUUUCUGAUGAUACAAUUAAUAGCUGGAGCCGUGUUUAAAGAUUAUAAACCUGGCACACCAAAACAGUUUGUUCAAAACAGUGAAAUUGAAAUAAUAGGAUUGUGCAAUUAGCGGUGUGCUUGCAAAAACAGUGCACCACUCCCCCUAAUGGCUAGUAUGCAUUUGGUCUCCCUGGUGUAAUGUCAUUAAUGUAAAUCCUUUGAAUCUCUCCAUAAAUCCCACUGGGUGGAUUCUAGAUAUUUCACGUAGAACGAUAUCAACUUCAAACCUUAGAAAUAUAUCUACCUGCCUGUCUGUGAGCCCGGCCUCAGUGUAUGAGACUCAGAUGGUGACUAGUGACUUUGUAAAAAACACAAAACAAAAUGUUUAAAAAAAAAAAGAAAAGAAAAAAAGUUGUUGUGUUAGCAUGAGUGGCCUCCCUCGUGUGCUGUGUGUGGUGUGCCAUUGUGUGUGAAGAUGUGUGUGUGUGUCCUCAGGUCGUUUGUCAGGUUUUAAAAGCACCCACCUUACCCUUGCCCCAUUUCACCCUCACACUACUCUGCUACAGUGUAAUGUAGCUCAAACACUCCCCUCUCACUCUAUCUCCCCCUCCUGUCUGAUAAGAGGCCUGUGUUAUGAGGACAGUUGGUAUUAGUAUUUUUGCACUCUGCUCGCUGAUCUUAAUGCACUUACAAGCAUGGCAGUCGCACUCCAGUCCCACGCAGGCUUUCAUUCUGCUCCAGGUUUACAGCCUGUUUCCCAUCAUCCACUCCCAGUGCAUCUGCUGAGGCUCAGUGAAAGCACAGGUGUCACACACACACAUAUAAACAGUCACGCAGGUCCUCUAAUUUCUCAGCCUGUCCCUGCCUGGGCCAACUUCUCCUGGGUGGCAGCUAAAAUCAAAGCAUUCAUCCAUCCUUGACUGUGGGAGGUAAGAUAUGGAGCAGGGUGGGGUGCACCGGGCCGGAGUGCGACAGCCACGCUGGUGUGGGGAGUGACUGUGUCCUGUCAGCCUCUGGUUAGUGUUCUGUUCUAAUCUGCUGGGCUCCCUUUGUGAACCUGUGGACGGUGCUUCUGUUCUGAGUGCCAUGUGAGAAACAAACGCUUCAGUAAAAAACAAAACAAAUGUUUUACUUGUUUUAUUUUAAUUUACCUUUAUAUUUCCGUUUGUUUGUCUAUUUUGUUAUCCAAGGGUUUAAAGUUCAAAGAUCAUUCUCUAAUGUGGGGACCUGCCAACCUGCACUCCUUUUAAAUGUGAUGAAAACGUUCUGUUGGUCUGAACCAUAUGUGCCAAAUUGUAUGUAUAUUCCUCUGUCAAUGCCUUGCAUAUAGUGCAUAAAAACAAUAUUAAGGAAAUUCUGUUUUUGGAUGCAGCCUUGAAGAAAAGUGAAAAUACAAAAGAGUCGUCACAGCAUGUCAGAUUUCUAUCCCAAUGCCAUGGGUGCUGACAGUAUUCUGCUGCAGUUUACAAAAGGUUUAACACAAUUUGUAGUUUUUGAUCAGUCACAGUGUGUGUUGCUCCAGUAUAGGCCUGCACUGCGCCUCUCUCCUUGCACAGUUUACUUCAACCCGAGGCACCUACCUAUGUAUUUUUAACCUUUUGACUGUGUUUUACCAGCUCUCACAUCAUUUCAACCACAACAGGUUGAAGCGUUUACAACCAUAGUAUUAGUAUCACAGUGAAAAGGGACUGGGCGCGGUGCAUCUAGGGUUCAAAACUCCACCAAAAGACAUAUAGAUCAACACAAAACUCCUCCAAGCCCAAAGCCCCAUGAUAAUUCUCUAUGGAUUUCAAUGUCUUUCAGUUUCUUUCCAAAUGGCUUGUGUAGCAAGGGAGGGAGCAGAUGUUUUCACACAGCUGUGCAGGGAUGCCAUUACUGUAACACAGCUGCACAAAAACCCGGCUUAUUGGCUGAUCAUAGCUCAGCUCUGGCCUGCACCAGACACAACAUUUCCGCUUCACAGCUGAUCCCAGUUCGCUCAAAGACUAUAAGGGACGUUCCUCUUUUCCUGCGCCGCAUCUGCAGAGCCUCUUGGCCGGUGCAACAGGCGCAGUCCAACAUUCCUCUCUAUAUCGCCCCCUUCUCUCUCCCUACACAAUCAUAGCAGAUAAAACAUCAGUUUGACAUCUGGAAUUUAAAACUGCAUGCAUUCAACCAUGUGGAAAAACUAUUAUAAUAUCUGAGCUAAAAAUGCCUUUGAGAUGAACUCAAUCAGUUUGGGGCUGGCCUGUUGCCUGAGUGCACUUCCACCAUGGGGAAGCUGCAGUGUAACGUCAUCUUGAAAUGGUUUCCCAGUCAUUCCAGACACUUAUGCAAGAGUGCUUAGCAACUCAGAGAUGCACAGGAGAAAAACUGUGUUUUAAAGUCAAAAUAAACAACGUGGUAAGUUUCUACACAUUUGCUGUUUUAGAUUUGGUAUUACUAUUUAAUGCACUGAGACAAUAAGUGUAGUAUUUCUGAUAAGCCCCUCACAGGCACCCACCGUUUAGAUUUGAGGUGAACUUCGUUAUGUUUUAUAUGGUUUCUCAGGUCAUUCCAAACAGCAGAUUUAUUCAUGUAGAAAACCACUACAUUUAGCAUUUAUUAACACACACAUUGUUCUAUAUCACUGCACAAACUGUCUGGCCAUCCAUGUUCUUUAAGCUUUAGUAUUUAGAGUCAAAGUGCGAGGCUCUCUCACUUUGUUCACUCAUCCACACUGAAAACCCAAACAACCACAUCAACCUGCGGCUAUUGUUUCUUUAGCAGUAUUUUUUUACAUCACACCUCCAUUGCAGUUGCUACGGAAGUACAACCGCGCUGGACUUUUCAUGUACAGUACUAGGAUGCAUGUUUAGUCAACCAGAAAAUAAGGCAUGUUUUUAUGUACAGCUCACCGUCUCUUUCCAUGAUAGUUAAGUAGUCAUGUAGUGGCAUGGUGUGAGGCAGAAGGCCUUUCCAGUCGUAUCAAGUUGCCAACUGAAGCCAAUCCACUGCCCCCCGACCCCCCCUGUCCUCACCUUAAGCAUUGGCACUGUUAUGGCCAGCUGGUCCAUUCAUGACACACCUUAACCUUUCUCUGGGAAUGUUUCAGAAACUAACUUUACGUCACAUCCCACCAACCCUAACCCGUUAAGAGUUCAGUCACCAAUGGUCAUUUCCAACAGGUUGAUUUCUAUGUUAGUUCUCCUCUACUCUGUCCUUCCAUAUGUUGUUUUUCCUUGUUGCAAACACUCUCAACUUUGUUUUUUAAACCCUUUGAAUUGAUGCUGCUUCUGUGCUUGACUCUGGGUUUACUGCGUGGUGCCAUGUUGUCCACAUGGCCUGCCUCUAGAGCUUGUAACGCUUCAGUGUGUAAUGUUACCAUAUGCCUUACAUGUUUUCCAGGACUAAUAAAAAAAGCAUAACAAAAACUUCA
Molecule: messenger RNA, 6645 nt
Organism: Trematomus bernacchii (emerald rockcod)
Lineage: Eukaryota; Metazoa; Chordata; Actinopteri; Perciformes; Nototheniidae
Gene: vat1
Product: vesicle amine transport 1
Exons: 6
Coding region: 216-1616 (466 amino acids)
Molecular function (GO): oxidoreductase activity
Source: RefSeq, a predicted model, not a curated record